UGGUUUUACGCAGAUUCCAUUGUACAAGAGGUGACACUCAUGAAACAAGCCAAACCAUUCUAUGUGGUCCGAUGGAUUGGAUACGAAGACAUGUAAGUUCAGAAUAAUUCACAUUUUUUGGUUAAAACCAAAAAAAAAAUCCUUUUUAAUAAGAGGUACAAUACAGUCGAGCCCGAAGAAUAUUUGGCGAAUACGGCGGUGCUGCUGCUCCAUAAAAAAAACACUAUGGCCUUGGCGUGCCGUACAAAUGGACCCACUUUGCUGCGACGAUCGAAUCGUAUACAUAUGCUUCAAAUGCAUCAUGUACCGAAUCUGACUAAAGCGAUCAACUGCAAGAGCUCGGCAUUUGCACGAGCAAUGAAGCUGUUGAACGAACAUCUGCUAGUCGAAAUAAAGGCUGACCGAUACGAUCGACACAUUGGUUUCCAUGAUUCUAAUGGAAGUGUUGUCGCAGCAUUGCGGUACCAAUUCAAUUUCAUUAGAAACAUUUUCGGUCACCUUUUUCGGAAAUGUGUUUGGUCAGAACCAGUCAUCAAGCACCUGAUGGUAAACGCAACUGUUAAUGCAGAUACGAUCAAGAAAUUAAUAUAUGACGGCCUGAACAAUCGAAAGGAGCUACGAAAGGAGGGAUACGUUUCGUUCUUUGUACUGAAUAAGUAUAAUGUACACGACACCAUAUAAACGAAGCACAUGGACAUGCAUGGUUUUGACGGUUCGCACGACAGAUAGUUUCAAAGAUGCAAUACUUCACCAUUC
Messenger RNA from Bradysia coprophila, 756 nucleotides. RefSeq lists its product as uncharacterized. The record is from RefSeq and is a predicted model, not a curated record. NCBI's taxonomy places the organism in Eukaryota, Metazoa, Arthropoda, Insecta, Diptera, Sciaridae.